AUGCAAGACUCACGCAGUUUUGCCCAAGUGGUCGCCGAAGGGGCCUCCAUGAAACCCGCCGAGGUGGAUGUCGCUACCACCAUCAGCGGUGUCCGAGUUGGCAUGAACACCACGGCGGAAACGACGGUGCCGACGGGUGCCCCAACCGACUCCGUCCCUCUUGGGGGUGCGGGCCCCUUGCCGAUAGUCCGACUCCCCGGCGGAGAGAGUUACGCGGACGCCGUCAAGUCACGGAGCGUGAAAUUGAAUGGUGUCCCGGUGAGUGCUGGGAAAGUCCUUGGCUAUGUGGAGUCACUGACGAACUCGACGUUGCAGGAGCAGGAGUCCGUGCUCUCCUCCUGGGCGGACGAUGACCAGUGCUUCUUUGACUCCAUACGCAUCGCGCAUGAAGCAGCCAAGAAGGAUGGGGUGGAGCAGCCGCAGCAGGGGAGAGAUAUCGACCAGAGCACCGGCAGUUUCAGGCAAAGACGGGGUAGAAGGGGAUGGAGGUUCAUUGGUGUCAGCGAGGGCAGCAGGAACUCCGGCAGGCGACGCAGGGGAUACAACAACAACAACAAUAAUAAUAACUGA
Messenger RNA from Trypanosoma cruzi, 570 nucleotides. RefSeq lists its product as uncharacterized. Bases 1 to 570 code for a protein of 189 amino acids. NCBI's taxonomy places the organism in Eukaryota, Euglenozoa, Kinetoplastea, Trypanosomatida, Trypanosomatidae. The transcript has a single exon. The record is from RefSeq and is a predicted model, not a curated record.